This is a messenger RNA of Oryza sativa Japonica Group (Japanese rice), 1185 nucleotides long. The record is from RefSeq and is a predicted model, not a curated record. NCBI's taxonomy places the organism in Eukaryota, Viridiplantae, Streptophyta, Magnoliopsida, Poales, Poaceae.
UCUCGCUCACCAACUUGUAACGAACCUAGCUCAAACUUCUUCUUCAUCAUCAUCCAAUGCACACGAUGCAAAAUCUCUCUUCUUCAUGUGGUAUAAAAAUAUAGCAAAUCUAGGUGCAUCUGGGUUCAGUUUAAUUUUCCGUAUGGACGUGAUCAUGUUUCAGAGAUCUGCCGAUACUAAUUUCUAAAUCCAAGAGGCAUAUGCAAUUAUUAUUCAUGAUCUUUGACGACGUGAGUUAAAAGAUACACAUACGGUUGCUUGCCCACCUAGAACGCAGUUCUCUGAAUGUCUGAAUAAUUAGUAAUAUAUAUUCAGAGUGAUUGGCCUGUCGCCAUUAUCGUAUCGAUCUCUUGUUUUGGGGUUUGCUUGUGUUGGUUGUCUCUGUCAUCUCCGGCGAUGACCGAGAUGGACGGCGCGGCGAGGGCGGUGAGCCUCUUCUUCCGCAUCGCGGUGGUCGGGCUGUCGGUGGCGGCCGCCGUCGUGAUGGCCACGGCGAGCCAGGCCUUCCCCUUCAACUACGGCGGCGCCGUCUCCUACACCAAAUACCCCGCCUUCGUGUACUUCGUGGUGGCGGCGGUGGUGUCGGCGGUGUGCUCGGCGGCGGCGCUGUACCUGUCGGUGGUGAGGGAGGCGGCGGCGGGGUGGGCGGUGGCGCUGCUGGACGUGGUGACGAUGGGGCUCCUCUUCUCGGCGGCCGGCGCGGUGUUCGCCGUGCGGAGGAUGGCGCCGCUGUACCUGGGGGUGGCCGGGGCCGACACCGUCGCCGGCCGGUGGGUCAACGGGGAGUUCUGCCACGCCGCCGGCGCCUUCUGCUGGAGGGUCACCACGUCGGCGAUCAUCUGCGCCUUCGCCGCCGCCGCCGUCUCCGUCGCCGUGCUCACCAAGGGCGCGCGCCACCGAGGCAAGCACUAGCUGAUCGACGUAUAUAUACGAAGCCCGUACGUAUAUACGUACAUAUAUACAUAGGUCGCCCCGUAGGUUAAUUCAGGCGAAUUUGAAAGGUAAAUUACAGAGGAUUGCAGGGGAGAAAAUUUAUUAAACUCAGUUUGUUCUGUUGUUUUUUGCUGAAACAUUUAAAUUAUUAUUUCGAUUCAUCUUUGUAUAUAUUAUUUCUAUAUAUAUGGACACGUAUAUACUACAUCGUAUCAAGAAAAAAAGAAGGUGUUCACAAUCGUUGCCUCAAGA